Molecule: messenger RNA, 4323 nt
Organism: Limanda limanda (common dab)
Lineage: Eukaryota; Metazoa; Chordata; Actinopteri; Pleuronectiformes; Pleuronectidae
Product: Na(+)/H(+) exchanger beta-like
Exons: 12
Coding region: 306-2609 (767 amino acids)
Biological process (GO): proton transmembrane transport; regulation of pH; sodium ion transport
Cellular component (GO): membrane
Molecular function (GO): sodium:proton antiporter activity
Source: RefSeq, a predicted model, not a curated record
UGAAGUUGAGAAGAAGAGGAUGAAGCGAGAAGAAGUGAAGAAUUAAAACAACACAACAAACCUCCACGUUGGAAUCUGAGACGUGAAGAUCCUUUAAAACGUCACCUUCCUCUGACGUCAGGAGUUUUUUUACUGACGUCAUGAAACAUCUGUUCUUCUCCAGCUGUGCGUAAAGUGGAGAUGCCCGUGCGUAAAGGCGAGCUCCUGUCCGCACCUCUCUCCUCCUCCUCCUCCUCCUCAUCUUCAUCUUCAUCUUCCUCCUCCUCAUCAUCAUCUUCAUCAUCCUCGGAUCUACAUCACAGCAGAUGGGGAACCUUCUGAAAAUGGCUGCUCUUCUCGCCGGGCUCCUCGCCUGCGUGUUGCUUCUCGCUGCCGGAUCCUCCACGAGUCGUGACCAGGUUCCUGUGGAGAGCAACGGGACGAGGGGGGACCCGGGCCGUGGGGGGGCAGAGCCCGGGGAGCGGGACCUCCAUCCCCGGGGGAACUCCACUUCUCAUAAGAAGGCUUUCCCAGUCCUGUCCUUCAACUACGAGCACGUCAGGAAGCCCUUCGAGAUCUCUCUGUGGAUCCUCCUGGCUCUGCUCAUGAAGCUCGGUUUUCACAUUAUCCCCCGAGUGUCGAACGUGGUCCCAGAGAGCUGCCUGCUGAUCGUGGUCGGCCUGCUGGUCGGCGGCCUCAUCAAAGCCAUCGGAGAGAAAGCCCCUGUCCUCCACUACGAGCUCUUCUUCUUCUACCUGCUGCCUCCCAUCAUCCUCGAUGCCGGCUACUUCCUGCCCAUCCGGCCCUUCAUGGAGAACCUGGGCACCAUCCUGGUGUUCGCGGUGGUGGGCACGCUGUGGAACGCCUUCUUCGUGGGCGGGAUGAUGUACGCCGUGUGUCAGCUGGCGGGCGCUCAGCUGGGCGGCGUGGACCUGCUGUCCUGCCUGCUGUUCGGCACCAUCAUCUCGGCCGUGGACCCCGUGGCCGUGCUGGCCGUGUUCGAGGAGAUCCACAUCAACGAGCUGGUGCACAUCCUGGUGUUCGGGGAGUCGCUGCUCAACGACGCCGUCACCGUGGUUCUGUAUCACCUGUUCAGGGAGUUCUCUCAGGCCGGAACCGUGACUGUGGGCGACGCCCUCCUCGGCGUGGUCUGCUUCUUUGUGGUUUUUCUGGGAGGCAUCAUGGUGGGAGUCAUCUACGGCCUCCUGGGGGCGUUCACCUCCCGCUUCACCUCUCACACCCGGGUCAUCGAGCCGCUGUUUGUCUUCCUCUACAGCUUCAUGGCGUACCUCUCGGCUGAGGUCUUCCACCUGUCAGGCAUCAUGUCGUUGAUAGCGUGUGGCGUGACGAUGCGGCCGUACGUGGAGGCCAACAUCUCCCACAAGUCCCACACCACCAUCAAAUACUUCCUGAAGAUGUGGAGCAGCGUGAACGAGACGCUCAUCUUCAUCUUCCUCGGUGUUUCCACGGUAGCCGGUCCUCACGCCUGGAACUGGACCUUCGUCAUUCUCACGGUUAUCCUGUGUUUAGUGGCGAGAGUGUUGGGAGUCAUCGGCCUCACGUACAUCAUCAAUAAAUUUCGCAUCGUGAAGUUGACCAAAAAGGACCAGUUCAUCGUGGCCUACGGUGGCCUGCGAGGGGCCAUCGCCUUCUCACUGGGCGCCCUGCUGACCAACAACGAGAUGAAGAACAUGUUCCUCACCGCCAUCAUCACCGUCAUCUUCUUCACCGUCUUCGUGCAGGGGAUGACGAUCCGGCCUCUGGUGGAGCUUCUUGCAGUGAAGAGGAAGAAGGAGACCAGAAGAUCAAUAAACGAGGAGAUUCACACACAGUUCCUGGAUCAUCUGCUCACAGGGAUCGAAGACAUCUGUGGUCAUUACGGACACCAUCACUGGAAAGACAAGCUGAACCGCUUCAACAAGUCCUACGUGAAGAAGUGGCUGAUCGCCGGCGACCGCUCCACCGAGCCUCAGCUCAUCUCCUUCUACAACAAGAUGGAGAUGAAGCAGGCCAUGAUGCUGGUGGAGAGCGGGAGCGCCGCCAAGCUGCCCUCCAUCGUGUCCUCCGUCUCCAUGCAGAACAUUCAGCCGAAGGGUCCGACCAGAGGACGAGCGAUUCCGAGCAUCUCCAAGAGUCGAGAGGCGGAGAUCAGAAAGCUCCUGCGAGCAAGUCUGCAGCAGACGAGACAGAGGCUUCGCUCCUACAGCCGACACGACCUGCUGGUCGAUGCCUUCGAGGACAAUCUGAGUGAGGUUCGCUUCAGGAAGUCGAGGGUGGAGAUGGAGAGGAGGAUGAGUCACUAUCUCACGGUCCCUGCCAACCGCCAGGAAACCCCGCCUGUGAGGAAAGUCUGUUUUGAGCCAGAGCACCAGGUCUAUACGUACGACACGGAGGGCGAGAGCCCCAGAGGUCGAGCAGCUCAGACUCAUCCCAGCCCCCCCGACGCCAUCGGCCUGGUGAACGAAUCGACCCCGAGGCCCAAUCAGAGCAGCGCACUGCGAGAUGAAGGUGAAACCGAGCUGAGGGCGAAAGCACCCGACGACCAGGAGGAGCACCUGAAAAUAUCCCGGUGCCUUAGUGACCCGGGUCCAAACAAAGACGAGGAGGAGGACGGCUCCUUCGUCUCAUGAGGAAACGCAUGUUUACAGUUCUUUAUAUACGAGGUUGUUUCCUCCUCAGUUACAUUCAGUCAGAUCACUGGAAGAGCAGUCGGAGCAAAGCUUUAUAUUUGUGAUCGUUUUUACGUUUAUGGGAUCAAAUUGUAUUUUCAUUAUUCCUGAAUGUCCAGAAGUUAUUAUUUGCUCAAACCAAAGCAUGGACAACGAGUAUUUCCUGUCUUGAUGUGAGCCCGAGUCCACAUUGAGUCUUAACAUGCACACGGGCAUUAAAUAACACAAAAAAAAGACAAAGCACUUGAUUUACCAAACUUGAAGCACCAGAUCGGUGGAGUUUCCCACUCAAAGCACAUUAUAAGAAAUAUCAUAGAAUCAAAUAUGAUGGAUAAAUCAGUGUCGGACAAAAAGUAAAAUGCCUUUACAUAUCAGAAGUGCUUUAAUGUAUUUGAUGUCAUUUAGAAAGAGCGCCUCCAAACUGCCAUGAACCUUUUGUACAAACAUUCUCUGUCCCCAGAGGACGAAUCCUGUUUACACGAGCAUGGGGUAUUUUUUGUAAGUGAAAUGUCUUGGGGGGGGGGGGGGCCACUGGACUGUGAUGUCACUUGGUUCAGGCCACGAUCUGCAAAUCAAGAUGGACAACAGCUCCGAUUCCUCCUGCUGUGCAAAAAUUAAGCCAAAAUAAGGGGGUUCAUGACCUCUACUGCAAGCAGCCUCCAGGGGGCGAUCAAAAUUCUUUGGCUUCACUCUUUGGGAGCUGUCAUGUCGUCCAUCUUUGUAGUUUGUUGGCAUCAGUGAACAAACACUCAGCUUUUGUGCUAAUUAACAGAAUAUCAGGCUCAGCUAUGUACCAGUUAGCCGUAUGUUAGCAUGCUAUCAUGCUAAACUAGCAUGAGCAUGUUAAAGCAGUGUGUUAGCAUUUAGCUCAAAGCACAGCCUCUAAUUGUAAAAUGUGCUGCUCUGUACAUGUUGUGGUCAAAAAUAUUUCAAAGAACAAAAGAAACUUUGAGGGUUUUUUCUGUUUCAUGAUUGUUUAUGUUUGUUUGUUCAAGAAAAUCCAAAAAAUAUAAAUAUUUGAUUUAUAUAAAUCGCAAAAAAUUAUUAUGAACUCAAGACUGGUUGGUUGAAUAGAAGACGUCGAUCUGUUGAAUAUUAACAAGAAUGUUAAAACAACUUUCAAAUGUUAUAAUACGACCGACUCAGCACUCUUGAUGUUUCCUGACGGAUCAGUGUUUUCUCAGGACCUGCAGCUCAGCACAGUAUUAACAGAUGUCCACUGCACGAAGGAAUUAAGUGGGAUUCAUUUGUAAUGUGAGCGUUGAUGAGCUGUUUGUUCUGCUGCGAGCUUCAGUAACGUUCCCACAGAGAAACAAAGCUCCACGUGUGGGGGUUCGUCUUAACUGAGCAUGUUUACCUGAGACUGAAUCGACUUUGAUGUCUGCACUGCACUGGACUGCCCGAGCUUCUGCUGCCUGCACAUGUUUGCCUUAAAAUGUCUGUGCUUUCCUGUGUGUUUGCCAGUACAAGUAUUUUUAUAUCAUGUAAAAGAGGAAUAUUUGUUUUAAAUAUGUGUUGUGUGAAGAAAAGCUUUAAUUCCCCUCUGAAAUAAAGGUCUGUUCAGGAAUAACAGGCAUGGAGUUUGUUGGAUUUGUGGAAAUGGAUGCGUGGCAGCAGGUGGAGGGAAAAACACAGAAGCCCUGUUUAUCUAUACGUAAAGUAAAGCUUGUUUAAU